AUGGGUCAAAAAUCACAAGAUGUAAUUCGGAAGUUAUGUCCGGAUACAGAUUCAUCCGGAAACCUAAGUCCAAGUUUGAUCGACUUGCCUCUCCAAAGCCGUCACUUCACUUGGAAGAAUAGGAAUUCGAAAUCAAAGCUGGACAGAUGCUUCACUUCGUCUUCUUUUCUAGCUACAUGGCAGAAUUCGGCAUUGCAAGCUCUUCCUAGAUCACACUCGGAUCACACUCCAAUUAUCUUUAAAUCUGAGGUGGUUUCAGAUUGGGGGCCUAAGCCGUUUAAGUCGAUUAACGCUUGGUGGGAACAUCAUGAUUUUCCUUCUUUUAUCUCCACGUCUUGGAAUAAUAUUUCAAAUAAGUUUCCUAUUGCUGAUUUGGUUGUGAAACUUAGAGAGUUGCAUCUCAGAAUUAAAGUGUGGAACAAGGAAGUUUUUGGCGACUUGAAUUUGCGUCUAUCAAAUGUGGAACAGGCAAUUCACGAGUUAGAUGUUUCUUCGGAUUUUAAUGAUCUCACAGAUUUGGAUUUAUCUCGGUUGGCAAUUCUUCGUGCGGAGAAUGAUCUUAUUUCUAAACAGCUGGAGUCGUUAUGGCAUCAAAAAUCUCGCCUUAAGUGGAAUCUUUCGGGAGAUAGAAAUGCAAAUUUUUUCCACACGACGGCAUCGGUCCAUUCAAAGAUCAACCACAUCUCUGAACUCUCAAUUAAUGGCACUCAAUUCUCAACUGUUUCGGCAAUAAAAGAUCAGGUUCAUGUCUUCUAUAAACUGCUGUAUAAACGCCCCUUUUAUAUUGAGUUUUCUCUUGAUUUCCUGUCGGUGCUCACCUUGUCUGAUCAACAAGCUGAUUCGUUGGUGACUGGGUUCUCUAAGGAGGAGCCAGAUAUUUUGUCUUUGUUCAAGCAAUUUCAGCAGACGGGAGAAAUCCCUAAAGGUAUCAAUACGGCUUUUUUGGUGCUUAUUCCAAAGUUCAGUGGAGCUUCGUAUCUUUCUGACUUCAGACCUAUUAGUCUUAUCAAUGGAGUUCUUAAGCUGCUUAGCAAAGUUUUGGCGAAUCGUUUAUCUCCUCUGAUGCCAGUCAUAAUCUCUGCAAACCAGUUUGGGUUUAUUAAGGGCCGUAAUAUUCACGAUUGCCAUAUGAUAGCUUCAGAGAUUCUCCACUUAGCUAAUCGCCGCAGGGACCAACUUUUUCUUAUUAAGAUGGAUUUCAAGACAGCUUUUGAUAGCAUUUCUUGGAAUUUUAUUCUUAAGAUCAUGGCCAGAAUGAAUUUCCCUAAGACUUGGAUUGACUGGAUUUCUUCGCUCUUCCUCUCUUCUCAACUUUCGGUUUUAGUGAAUGGCUCUCCGACUCAAAACUUUUUUAUGGGCAAAGGUGUCAGACAAGGAGAUCUUUUAUCUCCUAUGUUGUUUGUUUUAGCGGCAGAGGGUCUUAAAGCAAUGAUUGAUAAAGCUAUCUCUCUAGCUUUACUUGAUGGUGUUCACAUUGAUGGAUACUCAGAGCCGGCUUCUAUUCUCCAAUUUGCGGAUGACACAUUGAUUUUUGUUCCUAAAGAUUUAAGUAUGAUUGAAAAUCUUCUCCGGAUACUUCGUUGUUUUGAAUUAGUCUCUGGUCUUCAGAUUAAUUUCAAAAAGAGCUCCAUUCUAGGGGUUAACGUUGAUGAAACUUCUUUACAAUCGGCAGCCUGCAUCCUGAAUUGUCCUAUCGACAGUUUUCCAAUCAUGUAUCUCGGCUUGCCCCUUGCUUUGAGACCGGUUAAAGCAGCUUUAUGGAAGCCCGUAGUCUCCAAUUUCAAUGCCCAGCUAGCUUCUUGGAAGGGUAAUUUGCUUUCCCCUGCUGGCCGUUUGAUUCUCGUCAAGUCAGUUUCGAGCAGUCUCCCGGUUUACUAUAUGUGUUCUUUUUAUAUUCCUAGAUCAGUCAUGGUUUUGCUUGAUAGAUGCAUGAAAAGAUUCUUGUGGUGUGGAUCUUCUGAUGGCAAAGGUUUAUGCAAAGUAUCUUGGUCUAAGGAGAGGAAUUAUUCUUCUCUUUCCCAUUCUUGGAGAGGAAUUUUUAAGGCUUGCGUAAAGGAUUCUUCUCAAUGGGACAGCUUCUCAUCUGCAGUUAUUUUCAGAGUCGGAAGUGGAGAAACGAUUAAGUUCUGGGACGACAUGUGGUUGGGGAAUCAAUGCCUGAAGGAUCGGUUUCCUUUCCUGUAUAGAAACGGCAGAUAUAAACAGCACAGGGUGACGGAUUUUCUGGGUUCUAGAGCUGCUGUCUUCCCGCCUUCGUCUUGGAACCGGCGUCUGCGUGUCGGUGAACAGGAAGAGCUGAAUUCGCUGCUUCUGGACCUCCAGUCAGUUACGAUUUCGGCAGCAAGAGAUGAAGCUGCCUGGCAAAAAUAUGGGACGGUUUUUACGGUGAAAUCAAUGUCAACUAAGCUUCAGGAAGCUAUGGGAAGCUUGGGUCCGCAGAUUAACAGAGGUAUUUUUAUUCCUUCUAUUUGGAAUCAGAAAAUUCCUCCGUGA
Messenger RNA from Mercurialis annua (annual mercury), 2493 nucleotides. RefSeq lists its product as uncharacterized. The transcript has 4 exons. The record is from RefSeq and is a predicted model, not a curated record. Bases 1 to 2493 code for a protein of 830 amino acids. Lineage: Eukaryota; Viridiplantae; Streptophyta; Magnoliopsida; Malpighiales; Euphorbiaceae.